AUGGAAACUGAUUACCAUCACUACCCCGGUGGUGAACAUAAAGGUGCAGAAACUAAACGGUCUUUUAGUAAAAAUUUAAAACAUCGGCAGCAAGUUUCACAAGAAAUGGCAAAUUAUGAUCCGCACUCCAAUGAUUUUGGGGAUAUGCAGCGAGAAAACAUCGUAAAAUCAUUGGCAAAUGACGAAACACUUCUGAAUGAUUUCUUACGUUUUCGUCAACAACAACAACCUGUACUCCCAAAACUCGGACAAUAUGGGUCUUCUCGCUACGAAAAUGUGUUGGUUAGCAUACAGCCAACCCAAAAUUACUCAAAUCAUGCUAAAAGCAUCCCAACGAGAUUUGUAGUGCAACCAGAAGCAUCGACACCAAAUAAACGUAGAUUAAACGAUAGUUCUGGUUCAGGUGGUCUACCAACGUCGAAGCAACAGCGAUCGAAUAACAAACAGAUUCAAGCAAACCAAGUAAUACUGUCUGCUCCAUAUGAACAACGAUCAGGUGAUACAACAUCGAAAUCGGCACAUCAACGCAAAAUCCCUUUCGAACAAGUUAAACGAGCUAUCUCGAGUAAUUUACCAUGUUUUUAUAUAACUUUCAAUCACGUUGAUACAUCUCAACAAGUGCCAUCGGCAUUUAAUGCUGCGGAACAAAUCGUUCAACAUCUAAAACAACAAGAUAUUCGAAUUAAUAGAUUUACUUUCGUUGGAUGGGCUGGUGCAAAACUCAAAUUAGGCGUAAAUAACAAAGCAGACUACAUCAAUCUCGUAUCAACUGUUAAAUGGUCGACUAAUAUAAUGAAUAUAUCAAUCACCAUUGAGAAACCGAAGUUUAUCCCCGACUGCUUUGCACUCGUUAUCCGAUAUGUACCACGAGGUAUGGAUUAUGAAUUUAUAAGGGAAGAAGUUUCAAGAUCAAUUGCAUCAGUAGAAAACGUAAAGCAGCUUCAAUACGCAUAUAACCGAAAAACAGAUGAUUAUCGCUUUCGCGUGAAAGAUUUUCAUGAGUAUGAUCGAGCGUUAAGCAUAUGGCGUAUAUCUAUUGGCAAUGCUAUGUUACCGAUCACACCUUUUCUCCAAGACAAUAAAAUAACUUAUUGUACUCGUUGCUGGUGUAUAGGACACAUGAAAAAUAGAUGUCAAGCUUCAUCUGCUCACUGUCAUAUAUGUUCCUCAGGAAAUCACAGAUAUUCAAGUACAUAA
Molecule: messenger RNA, 1197 nt
Organism: Rotaria sp. Silwood2
Lineage: Eukaryota; Metazoa; Rotifera; Eurotatoria; Philodinida; Philodinidae
Source: the annotation of a GenBank genome assembly